AUGGACUCUAUUGUGGAUAAAGCAGCACUUGGUUUGCUUUCUGACCAAACGUCCGAUAUAAAGGGGGCAAUGGAAGUUCUGGACAACCUAUGGCUAGCCCCGAAAACAAAAAGGGAUUUUGUGCGCUUUGCCAGAGUCAUCCAAGAGCUUGCAGGUUACGAACAAGGCCGGGUUAUGAAAAAGCUGAUGAGUAACUGGCUGUCAAGGUAUGACGACAGCUGUGAGUUUGGGCUGCAGCAGGAGUUCCUUUGUGGUUUAACUUCUACCGUCCUCCCAAAACUGACAACCAGCAAGGUAGCAGCUCAGGUGUGUCUGACAGGAGAAGGGACGGUUGAAAACCUGGUUUUCGAGUUUGCGAGGAAGUUCACGCGAAUUUUGUAUGACCAAGCAACUCCGCUCGAGGCUUCCUUGACAUUUCAAGCUUUCAGCAACUUCUCUCAGGCUUCGAAGCUGUUCCGGAAAAGCAUGCAGGCGCUUGGCUUGAAUCCCCUUCCUCCGAUCCACAAAGUGCUUGCUGGCGAGUAUUUGAAGCAGGCCUCAGAAAUUGAUAUCUUCGCCUUGAGGGAAUCCUUGGCCAGGAUGAUUGAGGCCCUGUCGCUGUCGGGAGACAGCCGUCUGUGGUUGAUUGACGCAGGAUACAUCUACAUCAUUGCAGAGCUCUAUCGGACUAGGAUGCAAGGGGAUCGCUUCGACGUCCUGAGUCGGUGCAACAUAGCUUUGCUGCGGUUGAUCAGCUCGGAGGAUUCCCUCGAAAGGCUGAGACAGUCUGGCUUCCUGUCAACCUUGGAACCGCUCUCUACCGUCCUGAAAGAGGGUAUACGCGGCACUGACUUUUGGGAAUUGGUCAAAGGCAAGCUGACAAACUCGAAGGACGGGCAAAAGUUCAGAGAUUUUACCUUACCUGUGACCCAUCCUGCCUGGAAGAACUUCAAGAGGUCCGUGUUCUCCACGCCAGUGGUGUGCUCUUGGAAGGAGUGUGAAGCUAUGGAGUAUACGGAAUCCAUGUUGGAACACUUGGAGCACGCCUCGGCCCUCAGCAGAUGCGGGCGAUGCGGUGUGGCGCGCUACUGCAGCCAGAAGCACCAGAAGCUUCAUUGGCCAUCACACAAGAGACACUGCGUGUCAAAGGGAGAGAAACCGUUGGUACCUAUCUCCCUCGCAGAGUAG
Molecule: messenger RNA, 1167 nt
Organism: Klebsormidium nitens
Lineage: Eukaryota; Viridiplantae; Streptophyta; Klebsormidiophyceae; Klebsormidiales; Klebsormidiaceae
Source: the annotation of a GenBank genome assembly